Drosophila suzukii is the source of this 606-nucleotide messenger RNA. RefSeq names its product transcription initiation factor TFIID subunit 9B-like. Gene Ontology annotation, biological process: DNA-templated transcription initiation. The record is from RefSeq and is a predicted model, not a curated record. NCBI's taxonomy places the organism in Eukaryota, Metazoa, Arthropoda, Insecta, Diptera, Drosophilidae. Gene Ontology annotation, molecular function: protein heterodimerization activity.
AUGGACAAGAAAACGAAUUACAAGCUGUGCGAACGCAACGUGGAUCUCCUUAAUGAUCUGGAGUUCGUGGACAAACUGGUUAAGGACCUUGGAUUGGAGGCGGAACCACAGGCUCGUGGCGUUAUCCUAGAUCUGGCUUACACUUUGGCAAGGGACAAACUGGUGGAGGCCAAACGCUUCGCCACGCUGGCGAACCGUUCCACCGUGAGUGCCGAGGAUCUGGAGAUGGCGCAGCUGGAGCGGACCGACGAGCCGAAGGGGGAAUCCGGCCAGCAGGCGCAGAAGGUCCUGGCUCCCAACCAGGAGUCUCCGCCCAUGCCGAGUACGAGCCGGGGACUAUCGCUGCCCACCAGGCGCCACUGUCAGGUGGGCAAGAUGGCCAAUCUGAAGGACAAGGGCUUUGAUCAAGCUCAAACGAAGCCGAAGACCGGAGGGCCAUCCAAUCCUUUGGCACUUGGUGCUGCGCUUUCGGGUGCUAGCAGCUCUAGCUCUCGUUCGGUUCCAAGUUCUUCUACUUCCGCUGCUGGUCCACCAGGAGCCGGUCCCCCGGUCUUUAAAAAACCACGUAUCCCAAAGUAGGGUUACCAAGAAUGAGUAGACUAUGAA